Messenger RNA from Yarrowia lipolytica CLIB122, 450 nucleotides. RefSeq lists its product as uncharacterized. NCBI's taxonomy places the organism in Eukaryota, Fungi, Ascomycota, Dipodascomycetes, Dipodascales. The record is from RefSeq and is a predicted model, not a curated record.
AUGAAGUUCAGCAUCAUUGUCAUCCUCGCUUGCAUCUACCUCGUCCAGGCUGCCUCCCUCUUUGAGCGAUACGUUGGCAACAAGGUCAACUACAAGUACUCCGCCAAGGUGGACCUGUUUGACAUGUCCAAGGAGUGCAACGGUGCCCGAAUCAAGUCCAUCAACGUCAAGCCCAACAAGUACACCCAGUGCCACCACCUGACCCGAAUCAACUCCGCCUUCAUUGCUCCCUCUUACGACUGCACCGUCACCGUGUGGAAGGACCGAAAGUGCCGAGGCACCCCCGACUACAACGCCACCGUGAACCACGACGAUAAGGUCUGUGCUGCUCACAUCCCCGAGGGUAACUCCAUGGUUAUCUCUUGUGACGACAACUCCAACCCCGCUGUUGCCCAGUACCGAGCUGAGCACGGCAAGAAGAAGAAGGGCAAGAAGGAGAAGAAGAACUAG